This is a messenger RNA of Microstroma glucosiphilum, 2178 nucleotides long. RefSeq lists its product as hypothetical. Gene Ontology annotation, molecular function: solute:inorganic anion antiporter activity. NCBI's taxonomy places the organism in Eukaryota, Fungi, Basidiomycota, Exobasidiomycetes, Microstromatales, Microstromataceae. Gene Ontology annotation, biological process: borate transport; transmembrane transport; monoatomic ion homeostasis. The annotation marks the transcript as partial. The transcript is spliced from 5 exons. The record is from RefSeq and is a predicted model, not a curated record. Gene Ontology annotation, cellular component: plasma membrane.
AUGGCAUCCGAGCAACCCGGACCAAGCGCAGCAGCUGCUGUCCCUCCAAGCGAUACCACGGCCACUCUCUCACAACAGGGUGAACCUGGCAGUAGCAGCAACAACAGCAAUAGCAAUAGCACUCAGGCAGCGGCUGCCCCUCCUCAGCGCAGCCCAUCGCAUAAGCAGGCUGCUCCACGCGAGGAGCCCAGACGGAGGCGUCGCAAGCCUCGUUCUGGACAAGUGGAUCGAGGCGUUCCCGAAGCAGAGCGAAUAGGUCUCGAUGCUUCUCAAGGUGGUUCGAGAGCAGCCAAGAAUCGUCGUGACUCCUCCUCUUCCUCUUCCAGCAGGGAUGGUCCUACUCGACCAGGAGUAUCAUCAGACGAGUCCUCUUUCCCCUCUUUUCGAGGUGAUCUACCCUGGAGUCGACGUGGAUGGCUGUAUGAGCUUAAGCCCUUUAGAGGAAUGUACUACGAUGUAAAGAGAAGGGCUCCUUACUAUCUCAGCGAUUGGACGGCCACUUUUGAGCCGAGAAACUGGUGGACAGUGGCUCAGGCUGUUGUGAGGAUCUACUUUAUCAAUCUGAUGCCGGCCAUUGCCUAUGUGCUAGACAUGUACCAUCGCACAAAUGGAGCCUACGGCGUGAAUGAGGUCAUCUUGGCUUCUGCAAUGGUGGCCAUCAUCUUCCCCCUCUUCUCUGUGCAGCCGCUGACCUUUGUCGGUGUAACGGGUCUGAUCAAUCUGGUCAACUACACUCAAUACGACAUCGUCGUUGACUACUACGGACUCGACCAAAUGGACUACCUGCGCGUCCAGGCAUGGUCGCUGAUCUGGGCCGCUGGUUUCCACUUCCUGGCCGCCAUCUUCAAUCUUAGCGAUUUCACCCGCUUCAUCACGGACAUGACUUCUUCCACCUUUGGCUUUUACGUCGGAGCUGUGUACAUCGAAAAGGGCAUCGAGCUACUAAUUCUCGAAUUCGAGCCUGCACCGCUGGACAACGCGACCGGCUGGCUCUCAGUCGCUAUCGCGAUGCUCUUCGUGGUGUCCGUCUACUUCGUAUCUGCAGUCGGCAAGACUUCUUACCUGCCCUUUCAGCUGCGCUCGUCGGUGGCUGCAUUUGCAUUUGCCGCCGGCUGUAUCUUCUGGACCGGCUUUUCCCACUUCCCGGACAAUUCGCUCCGACGUGUUCCGAUCGAGCGGCUGCCUAUCACCCGCGCCUUCUUCCCGACCAUGGACCGCUCUUGGUUCAUCGACUUCUGGAACAUCGAGGCUCGAUGGGCCUUUGUCGGCGCACCGCUCGGAUUUCUCAUUACCCUGCUGUUCUGGUUUGACCACAACGUAUCCAGCGUCAUGGCCCAGGCACGCCAGUUCCCCGUGAGGCGACCGGCCGGCUUCCACUGGGACUUCUUCCUGCUCGGUAUUACCACACUUGUCUCUGGUCUUCUUGGUCUUCCGGCUCCGAACGGACUUGUGCCUCAGUGCCCUUGGCACACGGAGGCCCUCUCUGUCUUCAAGCAGGUAAAGGAGCCCUCGGAGGACGAGGAGAAACCCGCUGCCCGUAACAGUGGCUAUGCUGGAAAAGUGCGCAAGCAGCCCUCACUCCCUGCCCGGGAGCACGUCGUCAACACCCGUGUCGUCGAGCAGCGAGGCUCGCACCUUCUGAUUGGUGCCCUCACCCUCGCCACCAUGACACGACCAUUCCUCGUUGCUCUUGGCACCAUGCCUCGAGCCGUCUUUGCUGGCAUCUUCGUCCUCGUCGGCUGGGGCUCAAUCGAAGGCAACAUCAUCACCUCUCGUACCCUUGCCAUCUUCCGCGACAGGGCAGUGGCCCCUGCUGACGAUCCUCUCAACCAACUUCGCCGAUCUAAGAUCGCUCUCUUCGUCGGCAUUCAAUGGUUCUUCUUUGCCAUUACCUUUGCCAUUUCCCAGACGAUUGCCGGCAUUGGCUUCCCCGUCCUGAUCACCUUGCUCAUCCCCUUCCGCUACUGGAUUGUGCCCAAGUGGUUCAGCCCGCUGGAGCUGCGGGUGCUGGACGCUCCAACCGCCGAUGCUGCCGGUGUACUGGCUUCGAUUGGUCACGAAUCGGAGCGAUGCACUGGUAUCGGAUGCAAGAUCGCUGCCGAUACCAAGAUUGCUGGCACAGAGUACGACCUGGACGAAAACAUGGCACAGAACAGCAGUGACGAGAGCGACGACGAU